AUGUCUGAAAACGAGCUGGGGAAGAAAUGGGACCGCUGCCUGGCCGAUGCGGCUGUCAAGCUCGGCACUGGCCUCGGAGUUGGAAUCGUCUUUUCUGUCCUCUUCUUUAAAAGACAUACAUGGCCUAUUUCUCUGGGCUCUGGUGUGGGGCUGGGGAUGGCCUAUGCAAACUGUCAGAAUGACCUAAGAUCACAUUACAUGAUACGGAAAGCUGAAAAGGAGACAUAA
Knipowitschia caucasica is the source of this 228-nucleotide messenger RNA. The record is from the annotation of a GenBank genome assembly. NCBI's taxonomy places the organism in Eukaryota, Metazoa, Chordata, Actinopteri, Gobiiformes, Gobiidae.